Molecule: messenger RNA, 2284 nt
Organism: Branchiostoma belcheri (Belcher's lancelet)
Lineage: Eukaryota; Metazoa; Chordata; Leptocardii; Amphioxiformes; Branchiostomatidae
Product: RIMS-binding protein 3A-like
Exons: 8
Coding region: 181-1116 (311 amino acids)
Biological process (GO): neuromuscular synaptic transmission
Molecular function (GO): protein binding
Source: RefSeq, a predicted model, not a curated record
CGUCAAAGUCCAAAGCAAUCUGGGACCAAUUCUACAUCACCAGAUGCAUUAUCCAGGUCACAUGGACCGAACUGGUACCCACCCCCACUGAAUGAAAGUAGCUCCCAGCUAGCUUUGACCAAUGGGGUUGCAGAACCUGUACUUACCAAUGGACAUGCAGUACCAAGUCUUGCCAAUGGAAUGCCAUCAUCUCUGUUGACCAAUGGACAUGGAGUACCUCUGACCAAUGGGGUUCCAGCUUCCUUGCUGUCCAAUGGCCUUGGAGGAGAAAGAGGCCGACAUGGCAGUGGUGCUAGUGGCAGCUGGCUGACUGUCUCCAGCACUGCUGAUGCUUUGUCAACUGUCUCCCAGACAACAGCAUCACCACGCCAACAAGGUCCCCCUCAGCCUCCAUCAGACCUGCGGAUCCUCCGAGCUGUGGGCAAGUCUUCUGUCCUGGUGGGCUGGACACUACCUCCAAUUGAUGACAUGGGAAACAGCAAUGGGGUCCAAGUGUCGGGUUACAAGAUCAAGGUAGAUGGAGAAGAGACUCAAGUGGUUCCCAGUUCUCAUGUCAGUAAGGCCCUAGUGGAGGGGUUGGACCUGACAGUGCCAUUCAUCCUGAGUGUACAGACCAUGUCCACAGACAGACAGCUGUCUGACAGGGUGGAGGUAGAGUUCACUGACCUGCAGGAACCCCCGUCUGUACUGACAUCAUCACGGCCCAGCUCUGCUCUAUCUGAGGAUACAUCAGUGUACUCAGACCCUGUGAUAGAAGAACCACCUCGCCUGUACAUGGCUGUGUACAACUACAGUCCCAGCAGGAACUCUCCCAACCACUACCCUGAGGACGAGCUGGGGCUGAGAGAAGGGGACGUGGUGACGGUGUUCGGCCCGCUGAGAGAGGACGGCUUCUACGAAGGAAAGGUAGACGGCAGGAGAGGUCUGGUCCCAGCCAGUUUCCUGGAGGAGAUCUCUACGUCUCAAGACAGACCUCAAGAUCCUGUAGACACACACAGAAAGCACCAGAGACGAUCACCCAGUAAAAGACAUACGUCCAAACAGAAGGAGGGUCAUCGGGGGUCACGACGUCAGGGUACCACAACACACAAAGACAGGAGACAGAGAAUUGUAUGAUACUUGAUGUAGAGGAGAAAUACAAGUCUUCCAAAGGACCAAAUUACACAGUGGCACAAGGAGACAGACAUUCUGGUGUACAUGUGUAUUACAUUGUAUAAGUAUUGCUGCAGUAAUAUUAUGAUAAAUGUAUGAAUAUUUUACAUUUCUAUAAAGGGAACAAUGCACAGUAUGUUUGUUUUUUGUAUUUGUAAUUGAUCAGAUAAUUCUAAUUUUUACUACAAGGUCCAUGUUUACAUUGUAUGACAAGUAUAUUCAACUUUGCAGCCAGCAUGCUUUAUAAUAAAUACAUGUACAUGUAACUUGAUUGCAUGGUCAACUAAUUCUCAAACUACCUGUUAUAAACAUAUUAAGGAUAUGUAAUUAUUGUAAUCAUCAGUUAAGCAUGUGGCAUGAGGAACAUUGUACAUUUUAACUCUGAAUUACCUCAGAAAAUGACGUACUAUGCUUUCAAUAUUAGAUGCGUAUAACAUUUUUCAAGGGAUGGCCCAGACUUUCUCAAGUAUUGUACAUUGUAUAUAUUAAUUGUAUCAUACUUAAAUAACUAUUCUCUUUGGCUAUUCUAAUAGAUACAAAAGGGUGCACAAGAAGAAGGACCACAGUGGAAUACAACAGUUAACUCUUAGAUUUCCAUUUUGCCAAGUAUUAUUGCCAUCACUUGCACAUGUAGUGGGUGCACCACCUUUGUAAAGUCUUAGUUGUAAGUCAGAACACUGUAAGUAGUGCACAGUUAUGAGAGAGAGUAGUUUUGUAUGUAACCUGUACAGUUCUCAGGGCUGUAGAGCUCUCACAAAUUGAGUAUUUUGUAUGGAUUUAAGGUAACCUUAAGGAAUGAGUUUUGUAUGUUGUAUAUGUGAUCCGUCCAGGUUGUAUAAAUUUAACAUGUAUGGAAUGACAAUGACUUAUGUCCAAGAGGAGCGAUAGUCAUUUUGAUAGAAUUUCUGUGCAUGCAAAAAUUAGAAUUCUCUUUCAUGUCUAUUUAUACUGUAGCAAAAUUGUAAUGAUGUAUAUUUUGUAGAAGACAGAUAUAAAUUAGCUAGACAAAAGGUUGGAAUAUGUUGGAAUACUUUAGAUAUGAUUUCUAUUUUUUUCAUUCAAAUAAGUUAUAAUGAAAUCAUCGCUGGGGAUGGUGCAUCUAGUUAUUUCAAAAUAAAGCCAUGGCAAAGAA